UCACAGCAAUAGCCAUGGUGAAGGGGCGUCAAGGAGAAACUAUCAGGCUUUAUGUGCGAGGCACGAUUUUAGGAUACAAAAGAUCGAAGUCAAAUCAGUAUCCGAGCACUUCAUUGUUACAGAUCGAGGGAGUUAACACAAAAGAGGAAGUUACAUGGUACUACCAAGAGAAACGCAUUGCCUAUAUAUACAAGGCCAAGGUGAAGAAGAACGGAUCACACUGA
Molecule: messenger RNA, 224 nt
Organism: Impatiens glandulifera
Lineage: Eukaryota; Viridiplantae; Streptophyta; Magnoliopsida; Ericales; Balsaminaceae
Product: 60S ribosomal protein L35a-3-like
Exons: 3
Coding region: 15-224 (69 amino acids)
Biological process (GO): cytoplasmic translation; ribosomal large subunit biogenesis
Cellular component (GO): cytosolic large ribosomal subunit; ribosome
Molecular function (GO): structural constituent of ribosome
Source: RefSeq, a predicted model, not a curated record